AUGGUCUGCCGGAAGAUGUACAGACAAAAUGGCGGAGGUUCGAAUCUCCGCAAGCAUGCCGCCUGGGACGGCAACCAAUGCGUGCUACUCGUUGGUUCACAGGCGGCGCCCGAGGUAAUUGCCUACGACCCCUACAGCGACCAUGUUGUCCGUGUCAUCGAGAUCCCAGAUAUCGCCCACAACACAGAUUACUACAUCUCAAGCGUCCAUUGGGACUUUUACACGGGCCUCUGGACCUUUCUCGCCACCAGCCGCCGCGCGGAGGAGUCGGGCAACAACUAUGUCAUCAAGUACGACGUCAACGAGAACGCUUUUGUCUGGAAGGUCAACCUGAAAACCUUAACCAGCAAGAUCGGCGGCUGUUACGGCCUCGAGACCGACUUUGAAGGCAACACCUACGUCGCCUGCACCGACGGUAACACCAUCAUCCGCAUCUUGUUCGAUGGCCAGUUCCCCAAGACUUGGUGGCCGGAACAUGUAGACACCAUCGAUCGGGCCAUCCGCGGCCUAGCCGCCAUCCCCGAUUCCAGCCGGCUCCUCACCCACGACGGGGAGGGCCUCAUCGGCGCUUUGGACAUGACCAUGGAGUUCGGCCAGUAUCAGCCUGACUGGCUGACCAACACAAACAUGAUGAUCCCCGACGUCCAAGGCAUCACGCUUCCGCCAAAGUACCAGAGCCACGUUUGCCUGUUGACCUCGCCCACACAGGGCGUCCAGGUCGUCGAGGCCAUGGGGUGGCUGUGGCAGACGGAAGACUACUUGAACCACCGUCAUGCUGUUCAGCACACCUUUACCGUCAUCCCUCCGCCGCCUGCCAUCGCGGUCGAGAAUGGAUAUCCGUCCGACACGGUGCAGGUUGGGUCGAACAGUAUCUUCACACUAUUUGAGUACAAGGACGGGCACAAGAAUGGGGACGAGAGUGUCUGGCAUUUCGAGGAUAUCACGCAGGCGAUUGAGCAGGAUUUGGCCCUGCUGCUUAGCCCUGAUGGCUUUACGGGCUGGAACGAUCCGAUCAUCUGGCCGGAUGCUGAUGAGAUUCGUUUGAAGACGGACCUGCCAGAGGGAUGGCAUUUGAAUCGUGGAACGGAGUAACCAUGGAAAGGCUCAACCACGUCGUGUCACA
Molecule: messenger RNA, 1123 nt
Organism: Neurospora crassa OR74A
Lineage: Eukaryota; Fungi; Ascomycota; Sordariomycetes; Sordariales; Sordariaceae
Exons: 2
Coding region: 1-1092 (363 amino acids)
Source: RefSeq, a predicted model, not a curated record